Messenger RNA from Sciurus carolinensis (gray squirrel), 6829 nucleotides. RefSeq names its product repulsive guidance molecule BMP co-receptor b (gene Rgmb). Lineage: Eukaryota; Metazoa; Chordata; Mammalia; Rodentia; Sciuridae. Gene Ontology annotation, biological process: BMP signaling pathway. Gene Ontology annotation, molecular function: coreceptor activity. The record is from RefSeq and is a predicted model, not a curated record. Bases 2727 to 4055 code for a protein of 442 amino acids. The transcript is spliced from 4 exons. Gene Ontology annotation, cellular component: plasma membrane.
ACAAACCACGAGCUGCUUGCCGCUGGGCUCUUGGACUCGGCUAUUUCAGCGACUGCUUUUCGCACACAGUGAACGGGAGGCAGCCGGGGAGCCCUAACGCUAGAAUGAGUUGCACACAUCGCAACUCUGGGUUUGAUUCCUGGUUCCUGUGCCCUAGGCAAUCUAUUAAGAAUACCGAGAUACUCCUGUUAGAUUUCUGGAAUGGUGAUAUAGUAACUGGGGAACUUUAGUUAAGACGUCACUUAUAAGUUCAGGAAAUGAAACCGCAUCUUGUUUAGUCCGUUAAUGUUUCUCUCAUGUGAUUUAAUUCUAUCCAUUUGCACGUUCAUGCAUGGUAUGCUUUGCUGGGUCCACUGAAAGUAUGUUCUGGUCUCAUCUUUCCUUCCUGAAAACAAUGAGGAAUGGAGAAAGUAUAUAAGUGGCAAGAAAUAGUGUGGAUUUGUCAAAUGUACAAAUUGUCAAUCACCUCAUAAUUUUUUUCUAAUUAAAAUGUAAAACUAUUUCAAGUCAUCAAUUUAACGUUUGUGAUCCAGGUCCCUUCCCAGAUUUUUCAUUGUAGAGUACAAAAUCCUUAGCUUGAAGCACACGAGCUUGAGUAGCUGCACUAUAAACGACCAUUUCAGCACACUCUCGAUUUCCAAACCUAUUCCAGAUACUGCUAACAGCCCAAAUUUACCCGCUAGAGUGUCAACUAACCUAAUGUCUUGAAAAUAGGAACCACCUUGUGGUUUAAUUGUGAAAAUUAGCAUUUUCCUCUAGCGGCUGAACACUUAUGCAGCAAUAAAAAGUGAAUUGUUAGGCUUAUAAAUCUUGAGCUUGUCAAAUUUUACAGCAGAGGAACAAUAAAGCACCUUAGAGGAGAUGAAGUUUUUCCUCUGAAGAACAAUUCUGUCUCGGGAUAUCAGGAUUUGCAGUGACUCCAGGACGCCCUCUAUUGAUAAGAAAAUCUAGAUCACCGCGUAACAGGAUGGGGCAGGGGAAGGAAAAACAAACUAACAAACAAAAACAUAGUAACCAGCAGAAACAACCAAGACCCAAAUCAAAUUGAAUUUAUUAAUACUUAACUUUUGGUUAUAAUUUUUUAUAUUGAUUUAACCCAGGGGUGCUUUACCACUGGGUUACAUCUCCAGUCCUUUUUUUUAAAACAAAAUUAUUAUUUAGUUUAAUUUUGAGACAGAUUCUCAGUAAGUUGCUGAGGGUCUUGCUAUAUUGCUGAGGCUGACCUCCAUCCUGAGACCCUCCUGCCUCAACCUCCCCAGUACUGGAAUUAGCAGAGCUGCUUAUAUAUUUUUGACAUAUAAGUAAAGUGGGAUUUUAUUCAUGGGGACAUUAUUAAAUCUUGGGUUAAGGGGUGAACCUACAUUUUAUUAUGUCUUUGUUAGUGAAACACUUUCAAAAACAAAGUGCCACAUAUGAUAACUUUUAAAAAGGUAUUUCUAGAGUUUUAUGAACUGUAUUUAAUGGAUUAUAUGUAGUAAUUGCAAGAAACUAAAUUUUUGCUCUAGUAGUAUUUUGUCCAUGGUAUUACCUAAAAAUGCCAGAAACCCCACUUCCUACUAAAAGUCAUCUCUCCAGGCAGCUCUGAAGCUAUCAUUAAAAUAUUAAAGAUAGACACAAGGUUUGGAUUAUAACGUGGGUAGUGAAAGGUGUGUUUACCACUUGAGUCAUCAUAGUAUGUAAUAAGUAAUGAAAAGUUACAGUAAAAAGAUAGGUAUCCUUCAUUAGGAACCUAGUGGUUUGAGCAAUUCACGAUGUGUCUAAUGAGUAAGCUGGUGAGAUCUACGGUUUGCCCCCCAAUUAUCCUGGUCCAUUGAUUAGCACAUUGUAACAUGUAGAAUAUUAGCAUGUCUGUGGUUGAUAGAAAUUCCUAAUUAGAGAUUCUGAGUAACGUAGCGGGUAGAGUUGCAAACUGCAAUUUCGAUGUACAGUAAGGAUUUAAAAUGGCAACCCUAAGUGGUUUGGGGAGAGUCAGAGGUCAGAGAAACAUGAAGUGGCCUCCAACCUUGAGACCAUUCUUGAGAGUAGAUAGCACUUCACACCUACUGAUAACAAAUUGGAGCCUAUCAUCAAUCUCACAACUGCUUUCCUGUCUCCACUUGGUAGCCGUUUUCCUUGCAGACCACUUGUUUUCUUUUUUCCUUCAUUUUUGGACCCAUCCAAUCUAAAAAGUAGAAACUGACCUGUCAUUGAAUUAAUCUAAUAGACUGGCUAUGUGUGAAAAAGCCACUGAGCAACAAUAAAUCGUGGUAUAAUUGUGCUGCAUAAAAAUGCACUAUUCUCAUUAAUCGAAUUACACUGUAACUGAACACGUUGAAGUUCAUCCACUCUCCUUGCCGCUUCGAGGCAGGGAAAUGUCAAAGAAACCAGAACAUCUAAGCUUUUCACGCAACUGCCUUCUAAUUCCACCGGGAGUUCACCGGUACCUUCCUGGCCUAUCUGAUCUUCUUCAGACUGCAGAGAUUUCUAACGUGGUUCGGUGCUUGAUUUACCAAGUGUCCGCAACAAGCUUAAGAAAGGUUCUGCAGGUGUGAUUGAGAGGGGACCUGCUGCACAGCACAUUGUUAAAGAACCGGCUUCCGCCAAAGAUCUGAAACUGGAACUGACUGGGGAGGAAGAAGAGGAAGCGAGGCGUGUCCCCCGGCCCAUGCCGCAGCCACGGGCCCGGACCCGCCACGGCGCCCGCGCCGCCGCCCUCGCCGGAGCCCACGAGACCUGCAUGGACGGGCAUGGGCUUGAGACCAGCACCUUCCUGCGCCGCCGCCGCCCCCGCCUCCGCCGCUGCCGCCGGGGCUGAGCAGCGCCGCCGCCCCCGGCUCUGCCCGCCGCCGCUGGCGCUGUUGCUACUGCUGCUGCUCAGCCUCGGGCUGCUCCACGCAGGUGACUGCCAACAGCCGGCCCAGUGUCGAAUCCAGAAAUGUACCACGGACUUUGUGUCCUUGACUUCGCACCUGAACUCUGCCAUUGACGGCUUUGACUCUGAGUUUUGCAAGGCGCUGCGUGCCUAUGCUGGCUGCACCCAGCGAACUUCAAAAGCCUGCCGUGGCAACCUGGUAUACCAUUCUGCUGUGUUGGGUAUCAGUGACCUCAUGAGCCAGAGGAAUUGUUCUAAGGAUGGACCCACAUCCUCUACCAACCCUGAAGUGACCCAUGACCCUUGUAACUAUCACAGCCACGCAGGAGCCAGAGAACAUAGGGGAGGGGACCAGAACCCUCUCAAUUACCUUUUUUGUGGCUUGUUUGGAGAUCCUCAUCUUAGAACUUUCAAGGAUCACUUCCAAACGUGCAAAGUAGAAGGGGCCUGGCCACUCAUAGAUAAUAAUUACCUUUCAGUUCAAGUGACGAAUGUGCCCGUGGUACCUGGAUCCAGUGCCACGGCUACAAAUAAGAUCACGAUCAUCUUCAAAGCUCACCGUGAGUGUACAGAUCAGAAAGUAUACCAAGCUGUGACAGAUGACCUGCCAGCUGCCUUUGUGGAUGGCACCACCAGCGGUGGGGAUGGAGAAGCCAAAAGCCUGCAUAUCGUGGAGAGGGAGAGUGGCCGCUACGUGGAGAUGCAUGCCCGCUACAUAGGCACCACGGUGUUUGUGCGACAGCUGGGUCGCUACCUAACCCUUGCCAUCCGAAUGCCUGAGGACCUGGCCAUGUCCUUUGAGGAAAGCCAGGACCUGCAGCUGUGUGUGAAUGGCUGCCCCUUAAGUGAACGCAUCGAUGAUGGGCAGGGCCAGGUGUCUGCCAUUCUGGGGCACAGCCUGCCUCGCACCUCCUUGGUGCAGGCCUGGCCUGGCUACACACUGGAGACUGCCAGCACGCAAUGCCAUGAGAAGAUGCCAGUGAAGGACAUCUAUUUCCAGUCCUGUGUCUUCGACCUGCUCACCACUGGUGACGCCAACUUUACCACCGCAGCCCACAGUGCCUUAGAGGAUGUGGAGGCGCUGCACCCCAGGAAGGAACGCUGGCACAUCUUUCCCAGCAGUGGCAAUGGGACUCCCCGUGGAGGCAGCGAUUUGUCUGUCAGUCUAGGACUCACGUGCUUAAUCCUUAUUGUGUUUUUGUAGGGAUUGUCUUUUGUUUUGUUUUUAUUUUUUGUCUAUAACAAAAUUUAAAAUAUAUAUUGUCAUAAUAUAUUGAGUAAAAGAGUAUAUAUGUAUAUACCAUGUAUAUGACAGGAUGUUUGUCCUGGGACACCACCAGAUUGUACAUAUUCUGUUUGGUUGUUUUCACAUAUGUUGGAUGCAGUGUUCUUUGAUUGUAUCAAUUUUGUUUUGCAGUUUUGUGAAAUGUUUUAUAAUUGUCCCUGCCUGGGAGCCUGUUAGAAAGCACUUUAUUUUUUAUAUAUUAAAUAUUUAUGUGUGUACCUGGUUAAUAUGUAUAGUACAUAUACACAGACACCAUGCCCAGCGUUCCCUUCAAAGGUGACCAGUUGUCUGUAGCUAUUCUUGGCUGUUCCCCCUGCCCUUUCCCAUUGCUACUGAUUUGCCACAGCGUGCAGUUUUCACUGGCCACCUCCAGAUGGAGCUGCCCCCUUUCCUUUGGAGUGUGACCCCACCCUUUCUUCUGCCCUCACUCAGUUGGAAAGGACAGUUGACUCCUCCCUUAUAGGUGCUGUUGACUCUUGUAAAUGCUGAUCUUAAUAAGGAGCCCUUUCUCUAACAGUUUUCACCUUUUUUUUUUUUUUGAAGGCGGAGAGUGUUACUGUAAUUUUUAUUAUUUUCUAAUUCUAAUUUUGAGCACAUGUUACUAGGUUGAACCUAUGAAACUACCAUUUCUAUAGGUAGAAAGGGCCUACUGAUGGUAGUUUAUAGAUAAAUAUCAGACAUCUUGCUUUACCUGAGUAGCUCUAAGUUGUUUUUUUUUUUUCAUUCCAUACUCCAGUUUAAAUUGUGGUUUUUACCCUCUUUUAACUCUAUUCCCAUUAAACAAAAUAUGAAACCAUAAAUUUCAUAAUAAUCAUGACUUGUUCUUUCUCUAUGAUUUGUGGGAGCCCAUGUUCUUGGCUAUCUUUUUCCUUAACUGUUUGGGCCCAGAAACAUUCUCCCUCUCUCCACCGCAUUAGCACUCCUCAGCCUCACCUUAAGAAUCUGAGGGUAGGGUUUAUUAAUCUUCCUUUGAUGUUGAGACCCAGACCCCAUCAAUAGCGUUCUCUGUGCUUCCCUUCCCUCUGCUCCCUGGUCUUCAUGACAGUCCUUGACUUGUCUUCAUGCAUGAUGAAAUGGAGUAGGGUGUUAAGUACAGAAAAAUCCCCUAGGCCUACCCCGGAAUGCACUUACCUAUGGGUGCCGAUCAGUUUAGAUGUUCCCAUUAACUAACCUCAUGCUCCCCAAGUCUCUUUUUUAAUCAGAUUCCUUUCUCUUAAUACCUGUAGUUGAAUAUUAGUUGCUCUUGUAACUUGGUGAAAUCCCUAUAGAGUAAAAUGAUUCCUCUUCUCGCCUCUUCCAUUCUGUUGUUGGUGCCCCUUGCAAAAGGGAAAGAACAACAACAAAAACGUAAGUAAAUGAGAAAGUUAAAUCCAGGAUAGGUAGGUUUAUAUUGUGAUACCUGAUUGUAAACAUUUACAAUUGUUUGGUUCCAAGAAAAAGUAGUACCGUUUGUACUUUAAUAAAUAAUUUAAGUUUACAUAAAUGCGAACAAAAGAUAAGAACUUCAAAUACCAUCCUGUUUUAGGCCAAGAGUAUGCUGAGUUUUGGUUGCCCAGAUCAUGUUUUUUUUUUUGCCAUAUCCUGUUGACCAGCAGCACUGCUAGAGGCCCAGACUGGCAGCAAGAGGAUGUCAUUUUGUAAAGGUCUGUUUCUUAGCGGACUGAUGUACCAUCCAGUCACAGGGUGGAGUUGUGAGUUCAUCUGGAGGUGGCAAACCUCUGCCAUCUGGUGUAUGAGAGAGUAAUCUUGGGCAGCCUGGGAACAUAAGGCAUUUGUUUCUUAAAGAGUCAGCUCUGGAGAGCUGGAACCUAACCCUGUUACAGGAGUUGGAGUAGGAACCUACCUACCAUCAGCUCUGAGACUUGGCUGCUUUUAUUCAACUGUGGAACCAUGUGCCCAGUUCAGAAGCUAUUGUUAACUAGUAGUUUUUAUUUUGUAAUCGACUAGCAUAAGGGAGGAAAAGUAUUAAGGAUACUUUUAACCACUAUUUUUGUGCAAAUAGUAUAAAAGUGAAGUAAAAGCAAUAGUAGAAAUUUCUACAGUGUCUGGAUUUAGAAUGUAUUUGAUUAAUAUACCUUUGUCCUUUUCAGGGAAAACAAACACCUCUACUAGUAGUUGGGAAAAGAAAAUUGGGUUGUUUUGCCAUCUCAUUUAGCUGAAAUGAUGCUUAAAGUUAUCUUGCAUCCCUAGUGUUAGGACCAGUGUAUUUACUUAUUUCCACUUUUUAAUCAAUGUCCCUGUAAAACCUUUACAGUCCCCACAGAUAGCUUUCAGAAGUAGAUGUGUUUCUCUCGAGAAGAGCCAGGUUGAUUUUCUUUAGAGUUUCUAGAGAAAAUGCUGCUUGCACAUGUUGGUUCAUGAAGUCCUUAGCCAGAGGAGCUUCAAGUCAUACCAACACGUGGAUAUGCUGUAGCUGUUCACAAGUCUCCUGGGGGAACUUAACACUUGGGGAAAAACACUGGUUUUCUCAGAUGCUCCACAUGGCUGUCUUUAAAAGACUCUUUUUUUUUUUUUUUUUUUUUUUUGUCCUUUUUGCUAGGCUUGGAAACCCCCAUAGUGUUGAGUCUUUGCAAAGAAACCUCUAGAUGUGGCUCAUAGGUAUAUGAAUAAGUAUCUGUGUAAAACAGUGAGUGUGCAGUGUGUAAAUACUUAAAUUAUUAUGCUAGAAAAAUAAAGUGACAUACCAUGCUGUG